This is a messenger RNA of Hypomesus transpacificus, 1106 nucleotides long. RefSeq names its product receptor for activated C kinase 1 (gene rack1). Gene Ontology annotation, molecular function: ribosome binding; translation regulator activity; protein kinase C binding. Gene Ontology annotation, cellular component: cytosol; nucleus. The record is from RefSeq and is a predicted model, not a curated record. NCBI's taxonomy places the organism in Eukaryota, Metazoa, Chordata, Actinopteri, Osmeriformes, Osmeridae. Bases 109 to 1062 code for a protein of 317 amino acids. The transcript is spliced from 8 exons. Gene Ontology annotation, biological process: positive regulation of protein phosphorylation; rescue of stalled cytosolic ribosome.
UAGACCUUCCUUUUCCGCUGUGCCCAAAUGUGAGAGGAGCUAGGGUAACCUAGACCUCAAAAUAAUCUAAAUCCAUCCUUGAAGAAGGCACCCUUAAACUUCGCCAAAAUGACCGAGCAGAUGACUCUUAGGGGGACCCUGAAGGGACACAAUGGUUGGGUCACACAGAUCGCCACAACUCCUCAGUUUCCCGAUAUGAUUCUGUCUGCAUCCCGAGACAAGUCUAUCAUCAUGUGGAAGCUGACCCGUGACGAGACCAACUAUGGCAUCCCCCAGCGCGCCCUCAAGGGCCAUUCUCACUUCGUGAGUGAUGUGGUCAUCUCCUCCGACGGGCAGUUUGCCCUGUCUGGGUCCUGGGAUGGGACCCUUCGCCUGUGGGACCUCACCACCGGCACCACCACCCGCCGCUUCGUGGGCCACACCAAGGACGUCCUCAGCGUGGCCUUCUCUGCCGACAACCGCCAGAUCGUGUCUGGCUCUCGGGACAAGACCAUCAAGCUGUGGAACACCCUGGGUGUCUGCAAGUACACCAUCCAGGACGAGAGCCACUCUGAGUGGGUGUCCUGCGUGCGCUUCUCCCCCAACAGCAGCAACCCCAUCAUUGUGUCCUGUGGCUGGGACAAGAUGGUCAAGGUGUGGAACCUUGCCAACUGCAAGCUGAAGACCAACCACAUCGGCCACACAGGCUUCCUGAACACGGUGACCGUCUCUCCUGACGGCUCCCUGUGCGCCUCCGGAGGAAAGGACGGCCAGGCCAUGCUGUGGGACCUGAACGAGGGCAAGCAUCUGUACACCCUGGACAGUGGUGACAACAUCAACGCUCUGUGCUUCAGCCCCAACCGCUACUGGCUCUGUGCCGCCACCGGACCUAGCAUCAAGAUCUGGGAUCUGGAGGGGAAGAUCAUCGUGGAUGAGCUCAGACAGGAAGUGAUCAGCUCCAACAGCAAGGCCGAGCCCCCACAGUGCACCUCUCUGGCCUGGUCUGCUGAUGGACAGACCCUGUUUGCUGGCUAUACUGACAACCUGAUCAGAGUGUGGCAGGUCACCAUCGGAACCCGAUAAGAACUUUUCUCAGAAAUGAAUAAAAAAAGACAGUUUUAAAGGAA